AUGAUUGCCGAUUGGACUAAAGACCAAUGGAUUGACCGAAAGGCAGAAUUCGUGGAUAAAACCCCAGUUGAGUACAUCUUGACCGUACCAGCUGUCUGGUCGGAUAGGUCCAAGAGCGACACCUUAAAGUGCGCUGUUGAUGCUGGGUUCUGCUCUGCAGGAGAGGUUUCAUUGAUCACGGAGCCUGAAGCAGCGGCGGUAUACACAUUUACUACACUACCCGAAUAUUCAAUUAAGAAGGGGACUAUAUUCUUGACCUGUGAUGCUGGUGGAGGAACUGUGGAUCUUAUUACCUAUAGAGUCUUGGAUACCAAACCGGUCCUUAAAGUUGAGGAGGCAACCUUAGGCACAGGGGGCCUCUGCGGAUCUGUAUACCUAAACCGAAGAUUUGAAGACUUCGUCGCAAAGAAAAUCGGUAAAUAUCUAGAUGCACUUCCAAGGGUAGCAUAUCUCGAAGGAAUGACGGAGAUCCACCGAGCUUUCAACGAAGAAGUCAAAACGGACUUUGGUCAUGGACUCGAAGAUGAGAAGGAGUACACUAUCGAAGUGCCUGCCGGUAUCCCGGACAGCGAAGAAUCAGGUGUACGAGACGGCUGCCUGGUUAUCAGGCAAAAGGAUUUGGAGGAGGUGUUCGACCCAGUCAUUGAUCGCAUCGUCAUGCUCAUAGCAGAGCAGAUCGAAGCUGUCUCCGAGCUGCCGGGUGAAAAUAAGGUCUCUGCAAUCUUGCUGGUGGGCGGGUUCGGAAGCAGUGAGUAUCUGAGGAGGAAGAUUGAAGGCAAUCCAUUAUGGGAAGGAACGGAUGUUAUUCAGCCUGUGAAUGCGUGGUCUGCUGUAGUUCGAGGAGCGUUGUUACGCGGACUACAAGGCGAUAUAGUUAGCACUCGCAAGAUUAGAAACUUCUACGGAAUUGAGUAUAGACAAACUUGGGAACCAGAGAUUCACGAAGUUGGCGACUUUGCAAACGAAGCUGCACAGCAUAAAGAAUGGAGUGACGUAGAACAACGCUACUUCUGUGCCCAGAGAAUGAACUGGUACGUCAAAAGGGGAGACGAGUUCUCUAGCUCGAUGGUGGUUAACUUCCCCUUCUACCGCGCGAUCACCGAUACCGCACAGCUUCGCUUCACGGAAGAGCUCAUCACGUAUACCAGUAGCGGGGAUGCUCCCGACUUUAUAAACUCUCAAUGCUCCGUUCUAGCUGGUAUCGAGGUAGAUUUAACCUCCUUUCCGCUGGGGACCUGGGAAAUGGUACAAAGUUCUGCAGGGUCUUACUACAAGGUUGACUACGCGCUCGAAAUGAGCUUUGAAGCGGCGAUUUCGUUCAAAGUAGUCUGUAAAGGAGCUGUGGUUGGAGAGAUCGUGGCAGAUUAUGACAAGAAAUAG
This is a messenger RNA of Tuber melanosporum (Perigord truffle), 1380 nucleotides long. RefSeq lists its product as uncharacterized. The record is from RefSeq and is a predicted model, not a curated record. The transcript is spliced from 11 exons. Bases 1 to 1380 code for a protein of 459 amino acids. Lineage: Eukaryota; Fungi; Ascomycota; Pezizomycetes; Pezizales; Tuberaceae.